Molecule: messenger RNA, 3578 nt
Organism: Porites evermanni
Lineage: Eukaryota; Metazoa; Cnidaria; Anthozoa; Scleractinia; Poritidae
Source: the annotation of a GenBank genome assembly
AUGGCGGAAUUUGCAGCCCAUUUAAACCAAGGAACGACCAAUGCAAACCCUACGAUAUUUGAGAUAGUCGCCGAAGAAUCUAUGGCGACAGUCCUUAGACCUGCUGUUUCUUAUGGCUUGAAAGUUUUAGCAACCUCAAAUCCCGACAGAUGGGGCUGGUUAUGGAGUGUAGGCGACGAGUUGUACUUCAUUUUAAAUUACAUUGUCCAGAAUCACUACCUGAAAAACUUUGGAGGGUCAAUCUCGGAACACUUUUAUGGUCUUAAAAGAGCGAUCAACGUUGAAAAUGGAGAUAGCAGUGGAGUGAUUUCAAAUUAUCACAGAUACUUGUCGUUAAUAAUGCUUGUUGCGGUUCCUUAUGCAAAACUCAAACUUGAUCAACUUUUCGAACGAAUAAGGGAAGAAAAUGUGACCGGAUAUCUAGCCUCCUACUCUUCCAGAAAACGCUCAUAUUUCCUUCAGCUGAAGAGAGUAUUUAUCUAUGUUUAUCCCUGGUUGCAUUUUACUUGGGAAACAGUGAUACUGUGUUAUUAUCUGUUGUACAUUUUCAAGUUUUGUAAUGUUCAUUCUCCUUUACUGCACGUCAUUGGAGUCUCACUUCAAAGGCUUACAAGACAAGAUAUGCUUGCACACAGCAUGCAGAAUGUUAAUACUGGCUUAUUCAGCGGAAAGACAUUGACCGAAAGAAUAUCAGCCAUUCCAAGAUCACUAGCACAUUUGCUGGCGUCAGUUUUAGCUAACGGUCUCCCAGUCGUUGUAUUCUUUUUGAAGUUUAUAGACUGGUGGUAUUCAAGUGAGAACAAGGGAGCAGUUCAAGCUGUUACACAAUUACCAAUUCCACCCCCACCUCCUCAACCUAAGGUAAAGUGCUAUUUUUGUUAGUUCUAUCAUAGUUAGUUAAAUUGGAAUGGUUGGGAAACCCUUUGCAGUGCUGUCAACUCUCCCGGAUAAUCCAGGACACUCCAGAUUUUGGACCGUAUCCCCCGGUCUCCAGAUUAGAGUAUGAAAUCUCCUGGAUAUUCAGUUGUACACUCAACUGUCCGACAAUAAGCUUUUAGAUAUUUUGGGUUGUUUGAGCUAUUUUACUGUUAACAUCGAACGUUUCCUCGUAAACUUCUGUAUGGUAUAUUUUGCCAUUGCAAUGUACGCAAUAAUGUGAAACAUUGCAAAUUUGUGAUGAUCGGUUCAACUAGUAUUUUUUGCACAAAUGACUUCAUAUACCAUGCGAUAUGAUGUCCCUAUCAGUUCUCAAUGUUUUAGGAUGUGGGGGGUUGACAGCCCUGCCUUUGUUAUAUGUUUUUGUUAGCCUUUUUGGACCUGACUGUGCACAAUGUUCAAUAGCAUUCCUAUCACUUUUAACUUACUGGCCGAUAGAAAUAUUGUAUUAAUUUAUUCAGUCACAAUUUGUUAACAAAAAACAAAGGAUUGUGCACGGUCAGAAAAGCUUCCAACAUAACCUACAGCACCAUCGUUUUCAACUUUGAUGUUUUCCGGCUUUCAUAACCAGUCUCCUCUACUAACUAUGGUUCUAUUUGUUAUUGUUGUUUAACCAGUGGGGGGGGAGGGGGGGCAGAGGGGGUACUCUUAUAACUUAACUACAGGAGAGUGUCGCUGAGUCUUUGAGAUUCUGAACCUGUUCCAGGCAAAAAGAGAGGAAUUUGCACCACUGUUUCAGUCAAUUAGCAAAAACAAAAAUGCACACAACAUCGUUGUUGAGAAGUUGUUUGUUCUUGGGGAAUGGAAUGUAUUUAAGUGUGAUCAAGAAUAAUAAGGGAUUCUCAGGAAAAAAAUCUUACCCUGUUUCAGUCAGUCAAAAUUGAGUAAAAUACAGUGAAACCUCUAUUAAUCAGACCCUCAAUUAAGCAGACACCCUCUAUUAAGCAGACACUAAGCCAGGUCCCAAAAUUAACGUCUUAUAUUGCCCUUUAUAAUGAACCCCUAUUCAGCGGACACGGACACUAAAAUAAAUUGUAUUUGGCUAAUUUCUACUGUUAAAAACCUCUGUUAAGCAGACACUGGACUGAAUUGUCAAUGCAGCAUUGGAUUACGUCCAUGAAAUACAUACUGUUGUCGAUUAAUAGAGAUAAAUCAAUACAUUUAGCUGUCAAAAGUUCACCUAACAGUCUUGCACAAAGUACAGCACAGCUUCCUUAGCUCCCUUAAGAACAUGGAACUUUAUCACAGUACAGAGUAAAUGUUGAAUGUUAAUCAUUCACAAACAUUGUGCUAUUUUUACGAACCUUUAUUGAGCGGACACUCUCUAUAAGCGGACUCUUGGGAAGGUCCGGAAGGUGUCUGCUUAAUAGAGGUUUCACUGUAUACUCAUCUUGCAGAGAUGAAGGUUGAGUUUUAUACCCUGUUCAGAGUCGGAGAGACAAAAACCAUAUCCUGUUGGGUGACACAUACCUGUAUAGCCCACAUAUGGGAGUACCACCUCUCUCCUGAGGUUGUUUUGCAUGUCUCCCAACAUGGUUAUCAACAAGUCUCAGGAGAAAUUCUGAGUGGAAUGUUUCCUGAGACUGAAGGGUAUAGAAUGGUACCUUGAAAAACAUUGGUAAUGGAAAAUUUUGGCCUGAUCUUGAAACCUCGGAAGCAAGUUUCCUUUUUGAGUGAGUUUUGCAUCUCGUUAUCUUGCAUUUUUUUGCCAACUGGUCUCAGUGUCUCAGAUUUGUCAUUUUUUUUUUCUUACUGUUAGUCGAAUUUUUCAGAGUUCAUGGGUACAGCUUAUCGAACUGAGCUAGUUGUUUUUAAAAGGCAGUAAAACAAGACAAAGCAGUAUAUUCAUGGUAGACUUUCACUGAGUCAUUUUCUUUAGCUUUAUUUGUACCAUUACCUCAAAAUUUUCAGCACUUAGAGUCUCAGGUUUGGAAAUUUUAGAAGUAAAUUCUCCGGCGCAUGCUGUAAGUCUCAGUCUCAAAUUUUGAAACCAGGGUCUUGAAUUUACCAUUCUAUACCCCUAGACUGAGAUGCAACAACAGGGAAAAGGAAACUGCAUCAACUAUCAAAAUAACGUAAUGCACCCUAAACUCAAGUUGAUCAAGGGGUUGAGAGAAGCAUUAUAAGACAAUGAAGGAUGGAGGGAGCAUACGGAAUAUCUGCAAACAGCAUUUAUGCCAAAAUGAAUUGCUUGAUGUUGAAGUUCUGAAUCCUUUUUGAUCUGGUUGUUUUCUUAGAUGAAUAGCUUUGCUUCCUAUUGUCUUUCUUUAUCAAGUCGAGGGGACCAGUGGGGAGGGGUAAUAUUGUGCACCCUGGAGUUAGGGGUGGGGAGUGCAAGUGCUUCAUAUUCCAUAAGCUUCCUCCCUAAUAUUAACUCUAUUUGAAGACAUAUUUAGGUGGCUUAGGUGUUUUUUGUCUUUUUUCAGCCUGCCCAACAUGGCGUAAAGCUUCCACCACAUCCUGCCCAGUGUCCCCUUUGCAAGAAAGUUUGCACCAACCCAACAGCACUGUCAUCAUCUGGUUAUGUCUUCUGCUAUCCUUGUAUUUAUAAGUACCUUAACCAACAUGGUUGCUGCCCAGUCACUCACCUGCCAAGUGCUUCAAAGCAACUUGUUAGACUGUAUGUUGAUGACACAAACUAG